UAUUACUGACAGGUUUAUCGAUCAGUUACUAAUGUAUUCUGCAAGAAGAAGGAAUCAGGAACCCAGCACUUCUGCGAGGAAGAUAAUGAAUAUGAAAAGAGCUCAAUCAUGGAAGACUCAGCAAGUGUCUAAAAAACUGAAAUUUUCAGAAUUCAAAAACUUGGCUGCACAUGAAAUGAGACGAUUUGAUACCUUCCAGCAGUGGCUUCAAGACUCUACCUUUUAUUUUCACAACAUAGCAAUAACUGGAGAGAUAUCUAUUGUUGACGACAUAGUGAAGUGUCGUCCACUUAACUAUCCAUCAAAGUGCCAUAGAUGUCAGAUGAUGAAGCAAAGGAAUGAUUUACUUGGUGAUAUUGGUAAAAUUAGAUGGAAAGAGCUGAAGUAUUCAGAUAUGCCUGAUGAUGUGCCACUUGGAGUGCGGACUUUAGUUAUUAGCUUUAAGUCUAUGCUUACUCAUAACUCCGAUGAUGUGUCGUCUAAAGCUUUCACAAGGCAUUUGUUAGAGACUGUCAAGACAUACUGGAUGUGCCAAGCCCAUGCCACUAAUUGUGAUAUAAUCAUUCCAAAGAAGGUAGAAGAUAUAGGGGCAUUUGAAUUUGAUGUUGAAGUGGAGCAGAUUCUUAUGCCACCAACAUCAGAUACCAGCAGUAGUAGUGACAGAUCCCGGAGCCCUACUUGUAGGAAGAGUCCAAGGAUUCUCUCACCAGUGAUUUACAGUGAAGCUGAGAUUUCCAGUAACGAGAAUGAGGUUGAAGCAAGUGAAAGUGGUUUGGAAGAAAGGGAAAUUGUUGAUGUGUCCUUAAAAGCAGAUAGACCUAGUAUAAUUGACUCCGUCAGGCUUUCUGGCAUCCCUGAUGUUGUGAUGAUGAAUGUGAGAAAAUUAACGAUAGUGGUUGCAGAGGAUAAGUUUAUGAAGGAUAUCCCAUCGGUCUAUGUGCAUCAAAGUGAUGUAGGACAGUUACUGUUUUACAUGUUCAGUAUUGCUAUCAAAGGUGUAACUUUUUGCACAUACCA
Amphimedon queenslandica is the source of this 1017-nucleotide messenger RNA. RefSeq lists its product as uncharacterized. The record is from RefSeq and is a predicted model, not a curated record. The annotation marks the transcript as partial. NCBI's taxonomy places the organism in Eukaryota, Metazoa, Porifera, Demospongiae, Haplosclerida, Niphatidae. The transcript has 9 exons.